Molecule: messenger RNA, 4207 nt
Organism: Teleopsis dalmanni
Lineage: Eukaryota; Metazoa; Arthropoda; Insecta; Diptera; Diopsidae
Gene: Ser
Product: protein serrate
Exons: 13
Coding region: 58-3834 (1258 amino acids)
Biological process (GO): Notch signaling pathway; cell communication; heterophilic cell-cell adhesion
Cellular component (GO): plasma membrane; protein-containing complex
Molecular function (GO): calcium ion binding; Notch binding
Source: RefSeq, a predicted model, not a curated record
GUUUUUUCUUUUUUUUAAUUUCAGAAGUCAUUUACGCUGAUACUGCAGGCGUUGGAUAUGUACAACAAGUCUUAUCCAGAUUCAGAGAGGUUAAUUGAAGAGGCAUCAUAUUCAGGUGUAAUACUACCAUCGCCCGAAUGGAAGACUCUGGAUCACAUCGGUACCAAUGCCCGAAUUACAUAUCGGGUCAGAGUUCAAUGCGCCGUUACUUACUACAAUACAACAUGCACAACGUUCUGCCGAGCGCGCGAUGAUCAAUUCGGUCAUUACACUUGCGGUUCGGAGGGUCAGAAGCUCUGUCUGCAAGGUUGGCAGGGUGUUAACUGUGAAGAGGCAAUUUGCAAACCAGGCUGUGACCCGACACAUGGGAAAUGCGAUCGACCUGGUGAAUGCGAAUGUCGGCCAGGUUGGCGUGGCCCACUGUGCAACGAAUGCAACGUAUAUCCUGGCUGCAAGCAUGGAUCGUGCAAUGGCGUUGCCUGGAAAUGUGUCUGUGACACAAACUGGGGAGGCAUAUUAUGUGAUCAAGAUUUAAAUUACUGUGGCACUCAUGAACCCUGCAUGCAUGGCGGUACCUGUGAGAACACUGCACCUGAUCAAUAUCGUUGCACUUGCGCAGAGGGGCUCUCGGGCGAACGUUGCCAAAUUGUGGAGCAUCCAUGCGCAACGCAACCAUGCAAAAAUGGUGGCACUUGCACAUUAAAAGAAUCGGCGAUGCUGAACAUAACUGCACUGCCGACAUAUCGUUCCAUGCGUGGUAUGAGUUCCGCCAUGGGUAAACCAGUUAGCCGCCGCAGCUCACUAUUGGGUCUAGCAGGACUUGCUGCAACUAACACGGCCACGACAAAAACACUAACUCUGAGUAACGAGCUGCAGCCUCGGAACGGCACGAGCGCUACUCUGAAUGCUGCACUUGCUGCAGUGAAAUUGAUACCAAACGUUGCAGGCAGCAAUCCGUCCUCCGCAUCAGCCUUAAUGCAGUUGCAGCAGCAAAUGCAUCACCAUCACCACGCCGACUACACUUGCGCCUGCGCGCCCGGUUGGACUGGUCCGUCAUGUGAAAUAAAUAUCGACGAAUGUGCUGGCGGUCCCUGCGAACAUGGUGGCACUUGCAUUGAUCUAAUCGGUGGUUUCCGCUGCGAAUGUCCUCCAGAGUGGACCGGUGAUGUGUGUCAAAUGGAUGUAAAUGAAUGCGAGACUGCGUACGCUAUUCCCACCGUACAAACCACAACAACAUCGUCUUUGGCUUUCAUAGCUGCCUUAACUGCUGCAUCAUCAUUAUCCACAAAAACAUCUACUUCAGUUUCUUCGUCAUUGUCAUCAUCAGCAUCAGCAUCAGCAUCGGCAUCAAAGUCGACAAUUGCAACUGGAUUAGCAGCAGCAGUCGCAGCUACAGCAACUACACUGGGUCCCUGCAUUAAUGCACGCAAAUGCAUAAAUCUACCUGGUUCGUUCUCAUGCGUUUGCUUAGAGGGCUGGGGUGGUCCAACAUGCGCUAAGAAUUUGGAUGAUUGCGUGGGACAGUGUAAGAAUGGUGCUACUUGCAUCGAUUUAGUGAACGAUUAUCAUUGCGCAUGCACAAAUGGUUAUACCGGUCGCGAUUGUGAAACUGACAUCGAUGAGUGUGCGAAUUCACCUUGUCGUAACGGCGGAGAGUGCGUAGAUUUAAUUGGCAAAUUCAAGUGCAUUUGUCCGUUGGGAUAUCUGGGUUCCUUAUGUGAGGAAGCCAAAGAUCACUGCACUCCAUCUCCAUGCUUACAAGGCCGCUGCUUGAACACGCCGGGCAGUUAUUACUGUCAUUGUCCUUCAGAUCGCGCCGGUAAACACUGUGAACAGAUAAGACCACUUUGUUCACAGCCUCCUUGCAACGAAGGUUGCUUUGCUAAUUCCACCACAAAUACUUUGCCCUGUAGUGGGCAUGGAAACUGCGAAAUACGUGAGGUGGGCACAUUUUGUAAAUGCCAUGUGGGCCACACAGGCACUUUUUGUGAACACAAUUUAAACGAAUGUUCACCAAAUCCGUGUCGAAAUGGUGGAAUUUGUCUUGAUGGCGAUGGUGAUUUUACAUGUGAAUGCCCAACGGGUUGGACAGGUAAAAGGUGUUCGGAACGUGCCACGGAGUGUUACACUGGUCAAUGUCAGAAUGGUGGUACUUGCGUGCCCGGUUCAACUAAGAAAAGCCUACAACCGCAUUGUCUUUGCUCAGCAGGCUGGGAUGGUCCAUACUGCACUGAGCCCAUAGAUCAAUGCCGCGGUCAGCCUUGCCAUAACGGUGGUACAUGUGAGUCUGGCCCUGGUUGGUUUCGUUGUCAGUGCGCCCAAGGUUUUUCCGGUCCUGAUUGUCGAAUUAAUGUUAAUGAAUGUUCCCCUCAACCAUGUCAAGGUGGUGCAACGUGCAUUGAUGGAAUAGGUGGUUACCAAUGUAUUUGUCCACCAGGCAGACAUGGUUUACGCUGUGAAAUAAUGCUUUCGGACCCGAAAUCGGCUUGUUUAAAUGCACAUAAUACCUCGUCACCAUAUCAUGCCUUGAACCAAACGCAGGAUUGGUUGGAUAUUGCACUAUCAGGGCGAAGUGAUGAAUACUGCAAUGCUUGCAUAUGUGCUAAUGGUACAUCGCAUUGCACAAAUUUGUGGUGCGGAUUACCGAAUUGCUUUAAAGUGGACGCAACAACAAAAUCAUCGAACUUGUCUGGUGUAUGCAAACAGCAUGAAGUAUGUGUACCAACGAUAAGUGAGGCAUGUUUAUCGCCACCUUGUACAGUGCGCGGUGACUGCCGUGCUUUAGAGCCUUCACGACGCGUAGCUCCUCCACGAUUACCGGCACCACAAGACUGUUGGCCAAACCAAGCUACUCUAAAUGAAAAUUGUGCACGUUUGUCAAUUUUGUUGGAUUUGCAACGCGUUACAAAGGGUACGACGGUGGAAAGUUUGUGUACUAUUAUUCGCUUCUUGUUGGCUUCUGAUAUGGUAAAACUGCCAAAAAAUAAUGAAGAUGGCAUGCUAAUUAUUAUCUGUGAUUUGAAAUCUGCCACUAAUGACACCAUCGAAGUUACUGUGUCAUCUUCAAAACCUAACGAUGCACAAUUGCCAAAAGCAGUUGGACUACUUGGAGAGCUGCUGUCGUUGCGCCAACACAAAACAUUAAAACAUCGCAACGAUCUACGCAAUAGUGAACGCUCUCCCUUAGUGUCCAUAAUGGAAGUGAAAGUGGAAACUGCUCUUAUAACCGAUGGCAAUGGUCGCAGUUUGUUGGUUGGCAUAUUGUGCGGUGUUUUUAUCGUGCUCGUUGGUUUUGCAAUUUUUACUACUGUAAUUUGGCGACAACGUAUUACGUUACGUAGUUCCUCUGGAAUGAAUUUGACACCUUCACUUGACGCUUUACGCCACGAGGAAGAAAAAUCAAAUAAUCUACAAAACGAAGAGAACUUAAGACGCUACACCAACACAUUGAAAGGCAGUACAAGUUCUUUAGGUCGUGUUAAUGGCAUGGAAUUAAGUCUGAAUCCGGCACCCGAAUUGGCAACAGUCUCUUCAUUAGCAGCAGGUAGUUCAGCUGUACAUCGCUCACAACCUUUAUAUCCAACGAAUGAAUCAAAUUUCGAUUGCGAUAUCGAUAUGGUUGUGACAGGCAAAGAUUACCAUAAUGUGCCAACUCAUGGGCAAAAGCGUAAUUCACAAAUGCUCUUAACUAAAACACAAAAUGCUGAUAUGAAGAAGAAUACAGUGGGUUCACUGGAAAGUCCAAGAAAGGAUUUCGGUAAGAGAUCGAUUAACUGCAAAUCAAUGCCACUACCAGUAUAUGACGAAUCGGAAGUUCUAACAGUUUUAGUGUAGCAGGCGAUUUGUGAGUGAUAUCAUGAUGCUUUCAUAUGUACAGUGCUUCGAAAAUUUGAAAAUAUUAACAAAAAUGCACUAACUUCUUGCAAUGAUCUCAAAAACUCUUCCGAAUCCAUUCGGCUUAUACUUCAGUGGAAAAUCAAAGAGUAUGAACAAAAUAUGCUAUAAAAAUUUAAAGGAAAAGUAUACGAAGUAACUACAAUUUCUGCUGGCAGUAAUAGCAAAUUCAAAGUAUUAUUUCAGGCGUGUAACUCAUUAACUGUUCAUAUACGAGUACACCGAUUUAUUAAACGUAUGUACAUGUGUUCUAUAUAUAUGUAUGUGUAUAGAAUAUAUAAAUACAUAGGUAAGGUUCCUCGCAGUAUGCAUU